Messenger RNA from Bemisia tabaci, 1165 nucleotides. The record is from RefSeq and is a predicted model, not a curated record. Lineage: Eukaryota; Metazoa; Arthropoda; Insecta; Hemiptera; Aleyrodidae.
UUCAACAUAUUCAAAGUUUUGCUCCAAACAGAUUAGUCCUCUUUUAGUUUCCCAGACUUUCGGUUAAGCAGAAAGAUCAAAAAUUUUAUGGAAUAACGAUUUGAGCCCCCUCUAUUAUUUUCUGACGGAGAUCUGGUUCUGGUUAAAGUACCUUCCUUGAGUGGCGGUUUCUGUAGUUUUUUUUUCAGGUAUUGCAUUUUAGGUACAGAAACCUAAAACAUAUCAUGACUGUAUCUCAUAAGUUUAUUUCAGAUUUUAUAAUCAGUCUGUAAUACCAUGAUACAAUGAAACUUUGUAACAACAAUUGAAGUUUAAAAAUAUUCAUUUUUUAAAUGAAUAGAACAUAUUAGUCAAUCAAAAAAGUUUCGGCCCAAUUAGUCCGUGUUUUGUGCUGUGGUAGUUCUUGGAAGUGAGUAUGCUCAAAUUAUUUAAAUCCUGUUACAGGAACCACGGGGACAAAACAGUCAAAUUUCUAAACAGUACGGCAAAAAUGAUUCACCUUCAAGUAGGUCAGACAGUCACAAUCAAACGAACUGUAACACAAGCAGUGUUGGAGCAGUUCAUGAAAAUAUCUGGCGACUGCAAUGAAGUUCACAUGCAAAAGCCUGCUCUUGUUCAUGGUGCCUUAUUAAACAGCUUUGUGUCUGCGGUAAUUGGAACGAGGUUACCUGGUCACGGAACCUUGCUCUUGGGGCAAAAUUUACGGUUUCCCAACCCCUGUUAUUUAGGUGAAGAAAUUACAAUUGUUGUUACAAUUGAAUCGGUCAAAAAAAUUGUUGUAUGCUCUUUCAAUUGUAGUGUGAUAGACGAUAUAAAUAGCCCAAAGGCUGUGCUCACAGGCACUGCCAAGUUGUUGUGUAAAUCUUAGAUUAUUUUUUCUUUUGUUAAGGUGUAUCGCGUACAAUGCUGAACUCGUGAUAUUAACCUCUGAUUACUUUGCUUUAUUCAGGAAAUGAUUUGAUUUUUUGAGAGCAGCUCGAACUAAGUAAACCAGUGAUUUUCAUGGGUUUAUAUCAUUAUUGUAAGUAAAAUGUCCCAAAAAUGUUUGGAAAGAAAAUACCCUCUCAUUAUUGCUGUGUAUAUUGAAAGAAUUGUUACACUUGUUGAAUUUCACUGUGAUAAAGAUUUUAAGGAAUUAAAAAAGAAAUUAAAACUCAUCUGAGAA